ACAGUGGGGAUGAUUUUCCUUAACCCACUAAAGGGUCAUUUUUCCUUUAUUUGAUUUUUUAAAUUCUAAACCCGAGGUUACCGAGCAAUCAUGCCAGUUGCAAAGUGUUGAGUAUUGUAUUGGAUGGAAGAAAAAAAAAAAAGAAACCCAAUUUGACAGUUGAUUUUCUGACAGUUUGGGGGUUUUUGUCUGGGGGUGGAGUGGACCUUUCUUCUUUGGUCAAAACUUUCGCGACACCACGGACCAUUUUACGCGUUCGCGCGGGGUUGCGUUUGAUUUUGUAACAAAAAAAAGAGCAGAAAAGAAAGAACACGUAUAGCCGUGAAAACGGUUAACGAGUGCCGUAGUUUCGACGCUACGAGACCACCCAUUUUCAUUUUGGCCACUCUGUUGCACUUUGGCGGCCAUUGAGGUGGCUCAAUCAUCAGAAGGCCACAAUAGGGCUUUUUUUUGGAGCGAGAGAAAAAAAAGCACGGGGGAGGAGGUGCUAGGCCCACAAAAUCUAGAAAUUUAAUGAAUGAGGUGAAAGAAAAACAAGGGCUUGAACCUACAUAGAUUGCACGAGUGGCAGAGCCCGAACCGCAGCCUUGGUCAUCACGAGGAAACACAUUGAACGUGACGGACCCAUAGGCAGUGAUUAGUGCAAUGUCGGACAUUGGAAGUGGCGACGAAGGUGGUCAGAAAUAUCAUGUUCAAGGCAUGGAUGGCAAUGGUGGUGACUUUGGUGACCCAGGCCAAUCUGGGGGUCAACAGACGGAACAGGAGCUGGCCACAAAGAUGCUCCAGAUUCAAUCUAAGCGCUUUUACCUGGAUGUAAAGCAAAAUCGACGUGGACGCUUUAUUAAAGUUGCCGAAAUUGGCGCAGACGGUAGACGUAGUCAAAUAUUCCUGGCCCUAUCCACAGCGGCCGAAUUUCGAGACCACCUCUCGACAUUUAGUGAUUACUAUGCAUCAUUAGGACCCCCAAAUCCCGAAAGUGUCCCUGAAGACGGUAAACUCAAGUCAGAGAUGAUGAUCAAGGACAAUAGGCGAUACUAUUUGGACUUGAAGGAAAAUGCCCGCGGAAGGUUCUUGAGGGUUUCGCAAACAAUCACAAGGGGUGGGCCAAGGUCGCAAAUUGCAAUCCCGGCACAAGGUAUGAUUGAAUUUCGAGACGCUCUAACCGAUCUUCUCGAGGAGUUUGGAACAAAUGACGGAGGGUUCAAAGGCGAACUGCCAGAAGGUCGCCAUAUGAAGGUCGACAACAAGAACUUCUAUUUCGAUAUUGGACAAAACAAUCGUGGUAUAUACAUGAGAAUUAGUGAGGUUAAAAGUAAUUUCCGAACUGCAAUAACAGUCCCGGAAAAAUGCUGGUCCCGAUUUCGUGACAUUCUCUCUGACUAUUGCGACAAAAUGAAAAAAUCGUCCGACACGCCUAUCACUGCCGAAACUAACUUACAAACAUCAAAUAGUUUAAAGUAAAAAAAAACAAACAAUAUAGAAAAAAAA
Messenger RNA from Lutzomyia longipalpis, 1488 nucleotides. It is a transcript of the gene Pur-alpha, whose product is annotated as transcriptional activator protein Pur-beta. Lineage: Eukaryota; Metazoa; Arthropoda; Insecta; Diptera; Psychodidae. Gene Ontology annotation, molecular function: purine-rich negative regulatory element binding; RNA polymerase II transcription regulatory region sequence-specific DNA binding; DNA-binding transcription factor activity, RNA polymerase II-specific. The record is from RefSeq and is a predicted model, not a curated record. The coding region runs from base 646 to 1461 and encodes 271 amino acids. Gene Ontology annotation, biological process: regulation of transcription by RNA polymerase II. The transcript is spliced from 7 exons. Gene Ontology annotation, cellular component: nucleus.